AUGGCUGAAGCUCAUGUCAACACUCUGUUUGGCGCUGCGGGGUUCUUAGGUCAGCUAGUUCAAAAUACAUUAAGCGCAUUUGAACUAUGGGACAAAGUCGAAAAGGCGACUGAGUCGGCCGAUCGAUACAUUGUUCGACUUCAAUUUUUGCGCGCCAGACUACACUGGUGGACACUGUGCUGGGGCCUUUUGGAUGAUGAAACAUCUCCUUCAGUAGUUGCAGAUCCUCGGUUUGAAAUUUAUUCAGCUACUGUCGCAAAUUAUCUGCAACUCAUUUCAAAGACACUGCGAAACCUAACUGCAUGUGAAGACACUGCUUCAGUUUUCAAAAGGUUAUACACUGCAAAUGCCUCAAGUAGCCUCAGCAGAUUGGUUAUGCUGCUUAAACCUCUAUCAAAUUUGCAAAGCACUGGAACCGAAAACGUGAACAACGAUGCAUCAAAUCUCAGAGAACGUCUCGAAUGGGCUUUACAGAACGGCAAGGCCAUGGAAAACUUGAAACUACUUUCUGUCUUGAUUCAAGAUCUGGAGGGGUUUCUUCCUGCUCCCGACUCCGACCUGAAUGGCACAAUUCUUGUCAACCCAGCGCUUAGAGCUAGUGCCUUGAAACUGAGGUGGUUGAGUCGUCAAUCAGAUUUUGACGUUUUCACCAUAUCUAUUGCUGAGCUCAAGGCGACAAGUCUGAGCCAAGUAAAUGAGUUCAAGCUUUCCCCACUCGACAAAUCAUCCAGACUUACUGGCAGCUUAGAUGAUCUGGGGGAAGUUCGAGCGGGCGCCCCUUACUUAGCAAAGUACAAUGGAGUCGCAGUCCUUGUGGGCAGAAAGCAAGUUCCCAUUAUGACUGAUCAUACGGUUCUGCGAGCCCGCAUUGAAAAAUUGGUACGAAUGUUGAGUUCCUCACAAAAUAUCAAAGAGCUCAGAACGCCUCCCUGCUUGGGAUACAUGUAUACAUCACCGGGAGAGGGCACGUUAUCUCAUACAUCUGAGAGUUGCACUUAUGAGAUACUUUACUCCCUCGAUGAGCAAAACUGUUAUUCAUUACGACAUGCGCUGUUUAAAAAAUGGAAAAUCUCGCUCCGCACGCGAUAUGAUAUUGCUAGAUCGCUCGCUCGAUCAAUUCUCUAUCUGCACGCUGUUGAAUGGCUUCACAAAGGAAUCAGAAGCAGCAACGUGGUCUUCUCUACAAACAAAGACUUGCCCCGUGACUCCGAGAAAUCUGAGAGCCCCAAAUUUGCGGUGUCCGGCCUCCCUUACCUCGUGGGCUUCGAAUAUAGCCGGAUUAACUCACGUGAUGAAGGUACUGAAAAAACAAUCGACACCUCGGAUCAUAAUCUCUAUCGACACCCAGACACCCAAGGCGAACCCAGCACCACCGACUCAAGCUUAUACUUAGGGGAGAAAGGUCGCUUCACAAAAAACCACGACAUAUUUAGCCUUGGCGUGAUACUUGUGGAACUCGGUGUCCUCAAGCCAGCUCAUAAGAUAGAAAGGGAUCUUAAAGAUCCCAAAAAGGACUAUAAAAACGCAGAACUUGAAGAUCGACCUCAGAAAUUCAAGGAACAUCUUCUAGAACUUGUCUCUGAGGUCGAAAAUAACAUGGGUCCUAUAUAUGCAAAUGUGACGUCUCAGUGCCUCGCGGCAAACUUCUACCGUCAAGAUGUGACGAUGGACCAAGAAGGUGCUGUGGCAUUUUACAGGGAUGUCAUUGCUCAACUUGGAAAAUGUAAAGUGUGA
Messenger RNA from Penicillium pulvis, 1734 nucleotides. RefSeq lists its product as uncharacterized. Bases 1 to 1734 code for a protein of 577 amino acids. Lineage: Eukaryota; Fungi; Ascomycota; Eurotiomycetes; Eurotiales; Aspergillaceae. The transcript has a single exon. Gene Ontology annotation, biological process: protein phosphorylation. The record is from RefSeq and is a predicted model, not a curated record. Gene Ontology annotation, molecular function: ATP binding; protein kinase activity.